AUGGACGCAGACCUUCGGGCUCCACCUUCACCAGUCUGUCUAAUUAAAGGCCACAUAACCGAGCGGGAGUCUGUCAUAUGGGUAAGGGUUCAUGACCGCCAUCUUCAGGAUAUCACAAUAGCGGGCGAUGACGGUGAAAAGCUGUUCUCCGUCGAAGGCCCAGGGGGUUACAGCUCGAUGACGCUGAGGCGACCAUUGAAGGAUGCAUCAGGCCAGCCAGUAUUUGAUCUGCGACGUAAGAUCGGGUGGCUUGUAGAAGACGCCAGUGGUAGCAAGUUCGCGGAGCUUUGCCAUAAGAAAUUCUUCACCUCGCAACACACGGCUAUUGACGGGAAAAUCUUGAGCUCGGGCGAGCUGGUCGAGAUGCGACCGCGCGAUGCAAUGGGGAUAAUAAACUAUGUCAAUAUUGGAAAUGCGACGAUUGCGGAGAUUGCAGUGCAUUCAAACAACAUCAAGAAGCGUUUUGUGCGGGAUCGGGAUAUAUCGGUCUAUCGGGUUCGGGUGGCUCAAGGGGUAGAUCUCAGCUUGGUCAUCUUGAUGGCAAUGAUUCGAGCGGAGAUGGCGCAUGUUUGGCAGAAAUAG
This is a messenger RNA of Penicillium griseofulvum, 582 nucleotides long. RefSeq lists its product as uncharacterized. The coding region runs from base 1 to 582 and encodes 193 amino acids. The record is from RefSeq and is a predicted model, not a curated record. The transcript has 2 exons. Lineage: Eukaryota; Fungi; Ascomycota; Eurotiomycetes; Eurotiales; Aspergillaceae.